AUGGAAUGGACAUUAAAUGGAGAGCCCCUUUUUGUAGACGGAGACCGUGUAUCGCUGAAAGCACAGGGACAGAUACUAGCCAUCAAGAAGGUACAAAUGGAUGACUUUGGUGUGUAUGCUUGCGAACUCUGGGCCGGUAACGAUCAAUUAGCCAGGCAAGUGGCUACGGUGACGAUCGUCGGGCAAGACGGGGUCAAGAUCGAACCGAAAUCGAGACGAAAGUACAAUUUUCAACCCUCAGCUGUGUUGCUUACUCUCGUGCUCUCAAUCACGCUACUGUUUGCGACAGUAGCAUGUUGUGUUGGAUUUGGACGCAUAUGGAGCAGUAGAAAAGUUAGAGACCGACCAGAACCCGUGUAG
Messenger RNA from Cylicostephanus goldi, 360 nucleotides. Lineage: Eukaryota; Metazoa; Nematoda; Chromadorea; Rhabditida; Strongylidae. The record is from the annotation of a GenBank genome assembly.